Messenger RNA from Argiope bruennichi, 1663 nucleotides. RefSeq names its product tektin-B1-like. The coding region runs from base 120 to 1505 and encodes 461 amino acids. The transcript is spliced from 6 exons. Gene Ontology annotation, biological process: cilium assembly; cilium movement involved in cell motility. Gene Ontology annotation, cellular component: microtubule cytoskeleton; nucleus. The record is from RefSeq and is a predicted model, not a curated record. Lineage: Eukaryota; Metazoa; Arthropoda; Arachnida; Araneae; Araneidae.
CCUUUGGAUUCUUCCUGUUUGAAUUAGAGCUGGAUAAGUUCUUCUUGCAUCACUUCAUUAAAUAAGUAAGAAAUUUUAUCAGAAAAGUCCAAUAUUCGUUUGUUUGGGAGCGUGGAAACAUGUACAAUAGUUACCAAGAAAAAUCUCUCUCCCACUUCACACCGGGCGAUUGGCAUUCGUAUGGCAAGAACCUCGACAGUAUCACAAACAAGAUCACUUACACUGGCAAUAAUGUCCGACAGGAAGCGGCCCAACUCCGCAAUUCUGUCACCAACACUAUGUCGUGGAAACUCAAGGACACGAAUCAGAAACUGGCCGAUCGCAUCAAUGAAGUGGACCAGUGGUUUCGAAAUUUGGACCGGACGCUUCGUGAAGUGACGGAUGCAAUCGACAAACUGUCCGAGGCUAAACAAGAGGUGGAAAGAACCUUGGCUGCCAACAUACCCCUGCACGAGGCAUCCAAAGAAGUCCUCAACCUGAGAGAUCGCCGAAGAGAUAUUGAUUUAGUAGAAGAUGAAGUUUAUCACGAAGUCAAAAAGGAAGUAGAUCUCAUCCAUGAAAUUAAUGAAUCACUGCGAGAAGCAUCCCGUCAUAACUGGGAUCACUUGGUGGAACUGAAAGAGCAGCGAGACCAACUAGAGGCCGAUUUGAAGGACAAAGAACUGGCCCUCAAGAUCGAUCGUUUUCAGCUGUCCCUGAACCCAACUACUACCAACAUCAUUAGUCUAAAGCCAUGGCCUGCCGAUGCCUGUUCUGCUGGCGAGUGUCCUGUCAGCCUAGAAACCUGGCUCCAGAAUUGUUUGGAUAAGAGAACGGCAGCUGAAGACGCUAUUGCCAAGGCAACAAGAGCCACCAAUGAUUCGUGGAACAUGAUGAGGAAAUCCAACAACGAUAUCCACCAUCAGAGGGAUGCCACACAGUUCGCCUUGAGAAAAAGACGACACGAAACUCUUCAGCAACGGGACGCUCUUGCAGCCCAAAGGAAAGACUUGAAGGACGAGAUUGAGAGAUUGGAAAGGGAAAUGUUGAAUAUAGAACAAGAAGCGGAUAUCUCUCGCGGGAACUUGAAAUUGGUACAAACUCGCAUGGAGAGCAGAAAGUCGCGGCCACGCAUGGAAUUAGUGAGGGACCACCCGACUUUCGGCCUAGAGGAAGAACUGAGACACGUCGUGGAAUCAAGAGAAUAUUUGGCACAAAAGUUGAGAGAUGUCAAGAAUGUGCUGAAUAGAACACAGCAGCAUUUGCAUGAGGUAGAAGAUGAUCUUCAACGUAAAGAACGGUCUCUGGCGAUUGAGACCACCUGCAUUGAACUUCAUGAACGACCUUCCAAAUCACCCUACCAAACCGACAUCGCCUGGCUGGCGCCAAUGAACACGACCAGUACAUCACACUAUACAAACCAAUCCAUUGAUCGGGGAACCAAUCAAAGAAUCGUGGAUCGUCAUAUGCUCGAACACAGACCAAGAGCCGCUCUAGUAGAUCCAGAGUACCACUUGAUUGAUUAAAAUUAGUUGUAUUAAGUUCACAAUAUUUUUUUCAGAUAAUUAGAAGAUUAGUUUCCAGUUUGAUAAUAAAGAUAAUAAUAUUUAAUAAUUUAGGAUAAACUAUGCUGAAUGUAAUUUGACAAAUGAAAGGAAAGAAAGGAAUGGAAAAGAAAGAAAUA